AUGUUUUCACAAUUUAGAAUGGUUGGAAGUCCAAUGAAAGGUGAAUAUGAUUUGGAGAUAACGAAUGAUACAGGAUGGGAUGAUGGUUUUUAUGAAUUUCAAGUUACAUCAUCAAAAAAAAAUAAUAAUUUCGAAAAAACUAAACUAACUUAUUUAGAAGUUUUUAAUUUAAAAGAAAAUUAUAUGAUUUUUGAUAAACAAAGUCAUGGAAAAAACAUAAAAAUGGUGCAGGUCACAUGUAAUAGUGAUAAUGAUACUUUAAAACAAGGUGAUGAAGUAAUACUUAUAUGUAAUAUUAAUUCACAAUCAGAACAUUAUUAUAUAUAUACAAUGUAUCAUAAUAAUAAACUUCUUAAAAAACAACAGAACAAAGUUUUAUAUAUUGAACAUUUUAUACCAGAUGAUCAUAAUUCACGUUUUACAUGA
Messenger RNA from Strongyloides ratti, 426 nucleotides. RefSeq names its product Poly-glutamine tract binding protein 1. NCBI's taxonomy places the organism in Eukaryota, Metazoa, Nematoda, Chromadorea, Rhabditida, Strongyloididae. The transcript is spliced from 2 exons. The coding region runs from base 1 to 426 and encodes 141 amino acids. The record is from RefSeq and is a predicted model, not a curated record.